AUGGCCUCCUCCUCAUCGAACGUCGUCGGUGUGCACUACAGAGUAGGGAAGAAGAUUGGCGAGGGCUCCUUUGGUGUCAUCUUUGAGGGAACAAACUUGUUGAACAAUCAACAAGUUGCCAUUAAAUUUGAACCAAGGAAGAGCGAUGCUCCUCAAUUGCGAGAUGAGUACAGGACGUAUAAGAUCCUCGUUGGGUGCCCCGGCAUUCCGAACGUGUACUACUUCGGUCAAGAGGGUCUUCACAACAUUCUAGUCAUUGACCUCCUGGGACCGUCAUUGGAGGAUCUAUUCGACCACUGUGGGCGCAGAUUCAGCCUGAAGACUGUCAUCAUGGUGGCAAAGCAAAUGCUUUCUCGCGUCCAAACCAUCCACGAAAAGAACCUCAUCUACCGAGACAUCAAACCCGACAACUUCCUGAUCGGCAAGAUACCUAGCAAAACUGAGAAUGUUAUCCAUGUUGUCGACUUCGGGAUGGCUAAGCAGUAUCGGGAUCCUAAGACGAAGCAACACAUUCCCUACCGAGAGCGGAAAUCUCUAUCUGGCACGGCACGAUAUAUGAGUAUCAACACCCAUCUUGGACGAGAACAAUCGAGACGUGACGACCUCGAGGCCCUCGGUCAUGUGUUCAUGUACUUCCUUCGAGGAGGGCUUCCGUGGCAAGGUCUGAAAGCUGCGACUAACAAGCAGAAAUACGAGAAGAUCGGGGAGAAGAAGCAGACCACACCCAUCAAGGACCUCUGCGAGGGUUUCCCCGCCCAGUUCGAGACGUACUUGUUCUACGUUCGGAACUUGGGCUUCGAGGACGCACCUGACUACGACUACCUGCGCGGCCUCUUCACCGAAGCUGCAAGAGAAAACAAGAUCGACGAGUCGGACAACAAGUUCGAUUGGGAUGAACUCCUGCAAAGGGCCCAAACAAAGAAGGGCGAGUGGAACCGACCCGGCGCGCUGCACAACCCUGACCAUAGACCAGGUCCCUCCAAUAUGGCCCUCCACGACAACUCGCGGGGCGGCAACACGACGCCUCACCUGUCCGACCCUCGGGCACGCCUGACAAUGGACCGUUUAAAUGCCGCGCAACCCCCUCCUCCCUCGCCGAUCAAGCAGAGUCCAAAGGGAGACCGGCGAAACGCCCCAGACCGCUUGAUGAUGCAGAACCGAGCCGGAGCCGGGGGUCUCCGCGACAUGGCAACCCCGACAGGUUCUACGCAGGCCCAAUUCCAGGCCAGUACCCAGAACCUGCCGAAACCAAUGAACUCGACGCAGGCGAUGAACCAGCCCACGCCGACAACUACUGGAAGGCAGCCUGAGCCCCAGCAGCCGACCGGCUUCCAGAAAUUCAUGAAGGCCAUCUGCUGUGGCUAG
This is a messenger RNA of Diaporthe citri, 1365 nucleotides long. RefSeq lists its product as uncharacterized. The coding region runs from base 1 to 1365 and encodes 454 amino acids. Gene Ontology annotation, cellular component: nucleus; cytoplasm. Gene Ontology annotation, biological process: endocytosis; signal transduction; peptidyl-serine phosphorylation. Lineage: Eukaryota; Fungi; Ascomycota; Sordariomycetes; Diaporthales; Diaporthaceae. The transcript has 4 exons. Gene Ontology annotation, molecular function: ATP binding; protein serine/threonine kinase activity. The record is from RefSeq and is a predicted model, not a curated record.